Effrenium voratum is the source of this 1269-nucleotide messenger RNA. Lineage: Eukaryota; Dinophyceae; Suessiales; Symbiodiniaceae. The record is from the annotation of a GenBank genome assembly.
AUGAGUGAGGUGCCCUGUCGCACCUUCCGGCGGGUCUGCGUCUAUGGGGGCAGCAGCUCUAAGGUGAGCGCGGAGUACCUGUCCCUGGCCGCGAGCCUCGGGCGCUGCCUGGCGCGGCGGAAGCUAACGCUGGUCUUCGGCGGGGGCAAGGUCGGCCUCAUGGGCGCUGUGGCGGAUGCGGCGUUGGCGGAGGGAGGGGAGGUCAUCGGCGUGAUGCCCAGGAGCCUUGUUGACAAAGAGCUGGCACACACCGGCUGCACGUCCCUGCACAUCGUCGAGUCCAUGCAUGAGAGGAAGGCGGCGAUGGCUCAGCUGGCGGACGCCUUCGUGGCGAUGCCCGGGGGCUGGGGCACCUUGGAGGAGAUCGCGGAGGUGACCACCUGGACCCAGCUGAACAUCCACUUGAAGCCUGUGGGUCUGCUGAACAGCAUGGGCUACUGGGACGAUUUGAUGAAGUGGACGCAGAACUCCUGCAAAGCAGGCUUCAUGUCGGAGACCUCCGCUGCGAUGCUCUGCGUGGCGGAGGACGGCGAGGCGCUGCUGGCGGCGAUGGCGACUUCGCGUCUGCCCGAUGCCGAGGACAAGCUGCGGCACUCGAUGUUUCAGGGGGCCAAGGCCGACCAGAAUGAGCUCCAAGAGGAGAGUGCCUGGGCGGUUCUGGGCCUGGCGGUGCUGGCGACGGCGGCCUUGCACUUCGCGGAGCUCAGAUGGCAGCCUCCCCAGCUGCCUGCCCCAAGCGAGCCUCUGCCUUUGAAGGAGGGACAGUCGGUGACCGUUGGCAAGAUGCAGCUGCAGGUGCGCGAAGCCAUUGGAUCGGGUGCUUAUGCACAGGUCUGGGCCGCGACCACGGAGGAUGGCCGCGAGGUGGCCGUCAAGGAGAUGCGCUGCGGCGUGGGCGCCGGCAUCUUGCCAGAUGCCUCGGUGCAGCGGGCCGUGCACGAGGUCAAGGUCAUGCGCCUCCUGACUGAGGCCUGCGAAGGCGAGCUUCGCGUGCCGAAGCUGCUGCAGCAUCAGUUCUGGGACCUCUCCCCGGCGGAGCCGGGCGCCUACGUCUUGCGGGUUGCGAUGCUGCGGCGCCAGGGUCGUGCGGUCAUCGACUUCUUGCAGGAGCGCGAGAUGUCGGCCGAGCUGGCUGCCAUGGGGCGCGGGCCGCCAGUACUGCUCUUCCUUCUUGAGCGCCGCCGGAGCUGCCCGGGAGUUGCUGCACCAGCUCUCGCCGACCUUCGCCAAGCUGAACCGCAUCGCUAUGCACCGGGAUGUCAAUGCUAG